Molecule: messenger RNA, 3718 nt
Organism: Mizuhopecten yessoensis (Yesso scallop)
Lineage: Eukaryota; Metazoa; Mollusca; Bivalvia; Pectinida; Pectinidae
Product: deleted in malignant brain tumors 1 protein-like
Exons: 20
Coding region: 42-3335 (1097 amino acids)
Cellular component (GO): membrane
Source: RefSeq, a predicted model, not a curated record
GACACCCCAGUAAUCCUGCGGCGAGAGAUAAGCUAUACGUAAUGGCGUCGCAUUCUCGACUACAUGUCACUAUUUUCCUUUUCUUGUACAGUUAUAUUGCAGCACAGGUAGACCAGGACUUUGACGUCCGCCUAGAAAACGGUCUGUACAACAACAGUGGCCGGGUUGGUGUGUACCAUGACGGACAAUGGGGCGGGAUCUGUGGUGAUUCCUGGAACUACAAUGAUGCAAUUGUUGUUUGCAGAAUGAUUGGAUACAAUAAUGGAACUACAGUUAGCAGAUUUCCGACCAGCGAUUCCGCUUGGUAUGAAUUGUAUGGUAAUCAGACAGAACCAAGCCUUGUAUGGAUGGGUGGUGUACAGUGCACUGGUACAGAGUCUAGCCUUGCAGAUUGUCCGUUUAAUGGUUUGGGCAAUGUAAACUGUAACGAAUACUACGGCAGAGCGUUUGUUUUCUGCUAUGAUGAAGAUGACACCGAGGUAAAAGUUCGUUUAGUGGAUGGCACAUCUAAUGGAACUGGACAUGUUGAAGUUCAUUACAGCAGCAUUUGGGGAAGUGUAUGUUAUGCCGGCUUUUACGACAGGGAGGCUGAGGUCGUAUGUAGAAUGCUUGGAUACAGCAAUGGUGUUUCCUAUGGGGAUUCAUUUUUCUAUUCCACUAAACUACCAAUAUGGAUGGAUCGGCUACAGUGUAAUGGUACAGAGACAAACAUCGCAGACUGCCCUUUUGGUGGAUGGGGACAGAUAUCAUCAUAUAUGAGUAUAGCGACUGCCCUCUGUUAUAAUGAUUUUCAGGCUAGUGACGAGCAACAAGGGGUCCGACUCAUGAAUGAUGUGUCCAACACCUCCGGCUCUGUAGAAAUUAUGUACGGUGGACAGUGGUCUAUAGUGUGUGGGAAGAACUGGGAUGAUAUUGAAGCUGGAAUCGUCUGUCGAAUGCUUGGAUACGGAAACGGAACUGCACAAUUGUAUACGUCUUACAUGUGGGAAUCCAGAGAAGGCAUGAAAGUGAAGAUCCAUGUCAACUGUGUUGGAUCAGAGACAAGUAUUUACAACUGUAUAUUUAGCGACGUCCAUGGAUACUGCAAUAAUUACGCGGAUGGCAGAGCAGGUGUUUCCUGUUCGGGAGCUCUAGCUACGCCCAUUCCGACUGAUAUAACGACGAGGACAGACUCGCCGUUUGCAAUCCGCCUAGAAAACGGUUUGUACAACAACAGUGGCCGGGUGGGAGUGUACCAUGACGGACAGUGGGGCGGAGUAUGCGACUACUUUUGGAAUUAUAAUGAUGCCAACGUUGCCUGCAGAAUGCUUGGGUUUAGCAACGGAACAAUAACAAGUCGACAUUAUACACUGGACUCGGCUUGGUAUGAAUGGUUUGGCAACGAGACAGACCCAGAUCUAAUAUGGAUGGAUAACGUAAAGUGUUCCGGCAUGGAGACCAGCCUUUCAGAUUGCCCGUUUGACGGAUGGGGUGUGGAGAACUGUAAUGCUUACUAUAGGUCUGGUCAUGCUUAUGUUUUCUGCUACGAUGAAGAUGACACGGAGGUAAAAGUUCGUUUAGUGGACGGCACAUCUGAUGGAGCUGGACAUGUUGAAGUUCAUUACAGCAGCAUUUGGGGAAGUGUAUGUUGGGACGGCUUUUACAACAAUGAGGCUGAGGUCGUAUGUAGAAUGCUUGGAUACAGCAAUGGAGUUGCUUAUGGGGAUUCAUCAUUUUCUUUCACUAAACUACCAAAAUGGAUGGAACAGAUACAGUGUAAUGGUACAGAGACAAAUAUCGCAGACUGCCCGUUCGGUGGAUGGGGACAGAUAUCAUCGACUUUGGGUAUAGCGACUGCCCUCUGUUAUAAUGAUUUGCAGGCUAGUGACGAACAACAAGGGGUCCGCCUCAUGAAUGAUGUGUCCAACACCUCCGGCUCUGUAGAGAUUAUGUACGGUGGACAGUGGUCUAUAGUGUGUGGGGAUAACUGGGAUGACAUUGAAGCUGGAAUCGUCUGUCGAAUGCUUGGAUACGGAAACGGAACUGCAAAAUCUUAUACAUCUUACCAGAGGGGUUCCAGAGCAGACAUUAAAUCGAAGAUACAUGUCAACUGUAUGGGAUCAGAGUCAAGUAUUUACAGCUGUACAUUAUCCGACGUCCAGCAAUACUGCAAUAGUUACGCGGAUGGCAGAGCAGGUGUUUCCUGCUCGAGAACUCUAGCUACGCCCAUUCCGACUGAUAUAACUACGACGACAGAUUCGCCGUUUGCGAUCCGCCUAGAAAACGGUCUGUACAACAACAGUGGCCGGGUUGGAGUGUACCAUGACGGACAGUGGGGCGGAGUAUGCGACUACCUUUGGAAUUAUAAUGAUGCCAACGUUGCCUGCAGAAUGCUUGGGUUUAGCAACGGAACAGUAACUAGUCGACGUUAUGCAUUGGAUUCGGCUUGGUAUGAAUGGUUUGGCAAUGAGACGGACCCAGAUCUAAUAUGGAUGUAUAGCGUACAGUGUUAUGGUAUGGAGACCAGCCUUGCAGAUUGCCCGUUCGACGGAUGGGGCGUUGGGAACUGUAAAUCUUAUUAUUCGUCUGCUUAUGUUUUCUGCUACGAUGAAGAUGACACCGAGGUAAACGUUCGUUUAGUGGAUGGCCCAUCUGAUGGAGCGGGACAUGUUGAAGUUCAUUACAGCAGCAUUUGGGGAAGUGUAUGUUGGGACGGCUUUUACAACAUUGAGGCUGAGGUCGUAUGUAGAAUGCUUGGAUACAGCAAUGGAGUUGCCUAUGGGGAUUCAUCGUUUUUGUUCACUAAACUACCAACAUGGAUGGAUUGGCUACAGUGUAAUGGUACAGAGACAAAUAUCGCAGACUGUCCGUUCGGUGGAUGGGGACAGAUAUCAUCACGUUUGGGUAUAGCGACUGCCCUCUGUUAUAAUGAUUGGCAGGCUAGUGACGAGCAACAAGGGGUCCGCCUCAUGAAUGAUGUGUCCAACACCUCCGGCUCUGUAGAGAUUAUGUACGGUGGACAGUGGUCUAUAGUGUGUGGGAAUAACUGGGAUGAUAUCGAAGCUGGAAUCGUCUGUCGAAUGCUUGGAUACGGAAACGGAACUGCACAAUCUUAUGGAUCUUACUAUAAGGUUCCGAGAGAAGACAUGAAAGUGAAGAUACAUGUCAACUGUGUUGGAUCAGAGACAAGUCUUUACAACUGUAGAUUUAGCGACGUCCUAAGAUACUGUUACAUGGAUGGCAGAGCAGGUGUUUCCUGCUUGGGAGCUCUAGCUGCUGUUAAAACCUGUUCUGUACUGAACUCUGUCACAAUUGUCCUUAUAAAUAAUCUUUGUAGGAUCCUCUCGCUAAUGUAAAAAUAAAUACUCUUUGUAGAUGUUUUAUGUAUGCCUACAAAGCAUUUUUUCUUUUGGGUUUAUAGAAGAAAUUUUACUUCAGGCGUGACAUCAAAACCAUAUAUUAGACCUUUAAUGCCAAAUAUGUAUCCUGCUUUGCUUGAGUUGUCAUACGGAAUGAUACAAACAAUGAUACAUCUUAAAUGACUAUAUAUAAAUUAAUAAAAAUAGUAAAUACAGCAUGUGCGUUAAUGAAUAUUCGUUUACAUGAGGAAAUAGCUGCUGCAUGUUCAUGGUUUGUAUUAAAUUUGUCAGCUUUAUUAUCCAGACAUCAAUCAGAAUAAUUGAUAAAAUCUGUAUGACAACUCAACCACAGUAAAGAUAUGUAUUCCUAUUCCAAAUUU